Daldinia childiae is the source of this 291-nucleotide messenger RNA. RefSeq names its product Mitochondrial import inner membrane translocase subunit TIM10. The record is from RefSeq and is a predicted model, not a curated record. Bases 1 to 291 code for a protein of 96 amino acids. Gene Ontology annotation, biological process: protein insertion into mitochondrial inner membrane. Lineage: Eukaryota; Fungi; Ascomycota; Sordariomycetes; Xylariales; Hypoxylaceae. The transcript is spliced from 2 exons. Gene Ontology annotation, cellular component: mitochondrial inner membrane.
AUGUCUUUCCUCGGUUUCGGAAGGCCACAGCCUACUUCGGAGGAGAAGAUCGCAGCUGUCCAAGCUGAGAUGAAGCUCUUAACCCAGAUGCACGAUCGUCUCACAAAGGCAUGUGCGAAGAAAUGUGUCCCCAAUGACUACCGAGAAUCCGAUCUCAACAAGGGCGAAAGCGUCUGCCUCGACCGAUGUGCUGCAAAGUUUUUCGAUGUACAUAUGAAGGUAUCAGAACUACUGCAGCAGGAAAUGCAAAGUAAAGGAGCUGGCGGCGCUGGUUUCGGCUUUGGUGGUUAA